UGCAGCACUUUCAUAUUUUGUGUGUGUUAUGAUUGAAAUAUCACCUGUUUUUAUCUCUCGUUCAAUAAAUGUCAAACAGAUUUUUCAGUCUGGUUAGAGUAUAAAUUAAAUGCUUCUCCUUUGGUAACAACAUUUUAAUAUCUUAGUAAUGCGGUACUUGUAAACAUACUUUAAACUUGGACUCGAGGGAGGACUUUUUUUUAAACCGAUUUUUAAUAUGUAUAUUUUUAUUUUAUAUAAACCUGUGCCCCUCAACGAUAUAAACACAUUGCUGCAAAGGUGUUCUGUAGUUACAACUCGCCUUAAAUGGUCUGUUUUUAAUUUAUUAUCUCCUUUUAUCCUUGCAAAGAACUCUAACACUAGCUUGCUCUGUUAUCUUUCUAUUUUAUCUGUUUUCUUUUUAUUUAUUAUAUUAUUUAAAAAACUAUUGCUACGUAUACUGCAUUAAGAUAACUGAGAUUUGUUAUAGCACUUGUAUAUCAUUGCUCUUUUGCUGAUAUUGAUUGCUUCCAUUGUCCUCAUUUGUAAGUUGCUUUUGAUAAAAGCGUCUGCUAAAUGACUACAUGUAUUUGGAAACUGGUAGUUUAACUGUAGGAUUUAUAACCUGUCUCUAAAUGGCUCCUGUAAUUUAACCAUAAUCCAAAGAUCAUAACUGAUCUGAUGAACGUUAUCGCAAAACAAACCCCAGACUUGUAUUACACCGCUACCUCCCGAAUAAAUAAAUACUCUACAUGGAAAUGAAAUACUGUUUUAUGUUUUAAUUAGGUUACUAUUUAACCUUACUAUUCAGGCUUUUGAUAAAAAGACAAAAAGAGAACAAAAGCACAGCCAUGUAAGAAACAUUUAUUUUGAUUAGCGGUAUAAUAUGUAGUGUUGCCAUGAAUUUCGUGAUGGGCCAUUCAGACAUUAAGUAUCUCAGAGAGCCGUGUAAUAAAGUGACAUAUUUAACUUAAUCCAGAGAUAAUUGUCUCGGAUUUUUAGUUAAAUUAAAAAAAAAAAAGUUUUGUUAUUUGAAUGAUGCGUCUGUUUUCUAUGGUCUUGCGAAACGUAUCACGUUGAUACUUUAUAAUGUCGCACAAAUUGCUAGGAUUAACUGUAAAAAAUAAAGCUAAAAAAUAGUAAAUGAGCUUGGUCACUUAGUUUUAAAUUUUUGAGUAAAGCUUUUAGAGAAAAACUGCAAAAUGUUAAGAGAUUAGUCCGGCUGAAUAAACGCAUCUCUGUUUCCCUUCUUUAACUUCGGCUUUGAGUGUAACUAACCAAUCCGAGCUCACGGACCGCUUGAUUGACAGGCGCUGUGUGCGUGAGCGUGUCCGUGGCGCGCACAGAUUCAAGACAGCGGUGUACUGCAUAAUGUGAGCAUGAGCUGUGGUGCAUUUGUCAGUCAGACUGGGAAAUGUAUAGCAACUAGUGUCCGUGAAGUAGUUCUCUCUCACACUGUCUGAACGCACACACAUAAUGCUGGAGUUGUUCUGGCGCGUCAGUUUAAUGUUUCCUCUGGGAGUUCAACACUCGCGCGGACACGCUCCCAGCUGUCAAAACACGGACUUGAAUAGAAAAACACUAUCAAAAACACGCUUUCAGUCGUUUCCCGCUCAAAAUUCAAUACAUGUCGCUGUUUGCAGCGGGAUAAAGAGCGCCGCUGUGUUUGUAGUCUAAUGAAGUCGGGUUUGUUAUGUAGGUCAGGCUAGGCUUAAGCAGCUUUACUGAACCUGCGUCAGCUUAAGCUAAAAGGAAUUCCAACAAAGCCCUCCCCGGGUAGGCGUGGGCCUAAUCGAGGCUGGCCUAGUUAAGCCUGAUUCUUUUUUUUUUAUGUCUGUGUGCUUGAGAGCCAGUUAGUGCAUGUGUGUGUUGCUUCACCAAGACGAGCAGUGAAGCAGCCUGCUCGCACAAGUGAAUAGAGAGAGACAGAUACACAGCACAGGGAACAGAGGAGAAGGAGAUCAAACCUAGAGCACUGAGACGAGCCUAAAGGCAGGAUGUCUACCUUAUUCAUGUCAAACAGCAUGGUCGGCAAAGCCCGCUCCUCCAACUUCACCCUAUCUGAGAAACUGGAUCUUCUGCGGCUGGUCCAGCCUCACAUACGCAUUCUGGAGGAGCACACCAACAAGCAUGCCGUGAUCGUGGAUAAGAACCGGUGCUGGGACAGCAUAGCAGAAAGCUAUAAUAGUUUCGGAGGCGAGAGGCCUCCUAGAACAGCUCAGGGCCUCCGCACCCUCUAUAAGCGACUUAAAGAAAGUGCCAAGCAGGAAGUUCUUCAGCGAAGCCACGCUCAACCCGAGUACCGGAGCAGCAUCUCGGAGCCAACCAAGCGCAUCAUGGAAAUGAUACCUCAACUGUUUCACGUGGGGGACAAAGAGCCGAACGCACUCCACAGGCUUCAGUUCAAGAGGAAUUCUCCUGUAGAGCAGCCAGGCAGCAGUUUGUCCCUCCCAGCAUUGUCGGACUAUCUGACGGUUGCGGCUGUGAGGGUGGAGACUGAGGAGGAUGUGAAACCACCUCCUGAUAUUCGCCUGAUCGCAUCUCACAGUUCACCUGUCACCAUCGCCACCCCGAGCAGCCAGGCCCACCACGGACCGAACGAGAGGGAAAAUGAAGUAGUGGAAGAGGAGGAAGAUGAGGAGGAGGAAUUAGCCUCCCAUGUGUAUGCGGCCUCUCUGUCUCCAUGCCCCUCUUCCGUACACCUGCCACCCUCGCCGUCGGGACACGGCCCCAGGAGGAGCGCGUAUCAGAGGGGGAGGGCAAUGUUCAGGAAUCCCGUUUUUGAGGCAGAAGCUCUGCAGAUGAUGCGAGAGGAGCAUGAGCUGCUUCUGGCCAAUCACCGAAAGCUUGGAUUAUAUCUAGAGGAGAAGAGGGAGGGGCUUAAGAGAAAGCAACAGCUGGAGGAGGAGCUACUCCGGUCAAGGGUCAAAGUAGAGAAAGUGAGGGCGGCCAGGCUACGCCAAGGACUAGCAUUAAUGUGACACGUAUGGUGUCACGUCUGAAAGUCUAUAACUCUGUAAUGUAAAAAUUAACAGACUUGUUUGUAUAUUUAUUUCUUGUGUUCCUGAUGUUUGUAGCAGGAAUUAACAUUUUUCAUAUGUCUGGUUAAAGAAGAAAAUAUGAUUUUAUUUUGUAUGUAUUCACUAAUAAAUUCAUAAUUGCUUUAAUCUCUGUUUUGAGCCUGUCCUUUUAUUCUUUUUUUGUCACACAGUCAGCGUUACGUAGCAACAGCAAUGAAUGUGAACCUUCUCUGUCAAGCUUUUUUGAGGACUUCAUUUGGGUGUUUAGCUACAGUGUUAUGCAUUUAUUUCAAGUCAGAAUAAAAUGGAAAUUGCUUGUUUUUCCCCCUUAUUGUGACAUGUAAAAAUAAAACCGCUUCUCAGAUGAGCCUACAUAUAUUGCAGGACUUGAUUUUGUCCAUUGGGAAUUGAUUGGAUCGUUGUUGUUAAUAGUUCAUAAUAAAUACUUUAAACAUUCCAAAAAAUAAAUACUAUUUUGAUUUCAUGGUU
Messenger RNA from Carassius gibelio (silver crucian carp), 3488 nucleotides. Its product is annotated as fibrinogen silencer-binding protein. The coding region runs from base 1977 to 2960 and encodes 327 amino acids. The transcript is spliced from 2 exons. The record is from RefSeq and is a predicted model, not a curated record. NCBI's taxonomy places the organism in Eukaryota, Metazoa, Chordata, Actinopteri, Cypriniformes, Cyprinidae.